CAGCGAGCAUUGAUUGGCAACUAACUCCUUUAGCAACCACAUCCGUCCUCGACUCUCGGGGGGUCGCGCAUGAUUGACCUGUCGUUGACGCGGAAUCAUCGUGGAAAGUACACUGGCGCUUGCUAGCCUAUCGCUUGUCCUCAUAUCCUGUACCGUUACGCCGCGCCACUCAGCUCAGAAAACUAGCACCCCACUUUCAGAUCAAACGCUUGCCCUUGUCCCCAUCCACGAACACCCCGCCACCUUCAACCUCGUCAAGCCGCUAUCGGCGUUGAGCUUGUGCGACUUCUCAGUGACUGUUACUGCUCAUUACAUCUCCAGUCGCAGCAAAAAAAAUGGACGCUACGGAACAGCAGCAGCGCCUCCGCGUAUUCAAUGCCGAUCAAGUAUCCAAGCACGAUCGACUGGAGGAUGUGUGGGUAGUGCACAAAGGCAAGGUGUACGACGUCACCGACUUUGUGUUGGACCACCCUGGUGGCGACGACCUGGUCAUGCGCUACGCCGGAAAGGACAUGGGUGACAUAAUGGACGAUAUCGUCGAGCACGUGCACUCGGACAGCGCAUAUGAGCUGCUCGAGGAGCACCUCAUCGGCAAGAUCGCCACGACGGAUGAGGAGAAGGCCAUGGCCGCUUCAGCCGCCGAGGGCGGUGCCGCUUUUAGCGGAAAACCCCAGGAGAUUGUCAUCACCGAAGACUUCAAGCCGACCGACACGGACCUUUCGAGCGACUUUAAGAAAACCCAGUUCCUCGACCUUAGCCGGCCGCUGAUCAUGCAGGUAUGGAACGCCAAGUUCUCCAAGGAAUUUUACCUCGAGCAGGUCCACUCGCCACGCCACCUCAAGGAACCCGCGCGCCUCUUGGGGCCGUGGUAUCUCGAGAUCUUCACGCGCACGUCGUGGUAUGUGCCAGCGAUGGUUUGGUUGCCGAUCUCCGCGGCGCUCUUCUCGCGCUCGCUCCAGCAGUUCUCCCACCUCACCGUCCCCGCCAACGGCUUCGACUUCCGGGCUGUUGCAGAGGCAGCGCAUCGCAAUGCCGACAAGAUCACCAUACAGGCCACGUCCCAGACACUCAGCUGCUUCAUACUAGGCAUCUUCAUCUGGACCCUCCUCGAAUACAGCUUGCAUAGGUUCUUGUUCCACAUCGAUGACCUCCUCCCGGACAGGCCGUUCUUCCUCAUGCUCCACUUCCUACUCCAUGGUAUUCACCACUACCUUCCCAUGGACCGUCUCCGCCUCGUCAUGCCGCCGCUCCUCUUCUUUGUCCUACAAGUGCCGUUCACCAAGCUAGGGCACAUCAUAUUCCCCGCAAGCAUAGCCAACGGCAUCAUCUCUGGUGCGUUUGCCAUGUACGUCGUCUAUGACACCAUGCACUACGCCCUGCAUCACACUAAGCUGCCAGCGCAUCUGCGCAAGAUGAAGAAGUACCAUCUCGAGCAUCACUACAAGAACUACGAACUCGGCUUUGGCGUUACGAGCAGAAUGUGGGAUUACGUCUUCCGGACAGAGCUGUAACGCAUUGGCAUCUACAGACUCCUUCGCCAUGCCAUGCCAUGCAUCGCUGCAUCCAAUGCAUAUAGAUGGUUGACUUUGUGCUCUCACACCCGGCGUCAUCCGUUUCUCAUUUCUAUUCGCGUUUCGGGCUAUGUUCAUUGUGUUCAAUGUAAUGAAUGGAUUUUAAGG
This is a messenger RNA of Tilletiaria anomala UBC 951, 1679 nucleotides long. Its product is annotated as putative SCS7-required for hydroxylation of ceramide. Gene Ontology annotation, biological process: fatty acid metabolic process; lipid biosynthetic process. Bases 336 to 1511 code for a protein of 391 amino acids. Lineage: Eukaryota; Fungi; Basidiomycota; Exobasidiomycetes; Georgefischeriales; Tilletiariaceae. The transcript is spliced from 3 exons. Gene Ontology annotation, molecular function: fatty acid 2-hydroxylase activity; heme binding; iron ion binding. The record is from RefSeq and is a predicted model, not a curated record. Gene Ontology annotation, cellular component: endoplasmic reticulum; membrane.